GUGGGGAGCUUGAGGCUCCGGAAGACUCGCAGGGGCAGACAGCGCCCGACUUAACACUUUCCCAUGACUUUUUUCUCUAAGGACUUUGGCCCGGCCUUUCUCCUUUGUAAAAUGAGCACACUGGUCCUCUGCCAGCCACUUUAUGGUAGCGCUGAGACCUCCAAGGCACUUUAGUCCUGGGCUUUUCAGACCUUCAGAUAAGAAAGAAAUGCUAAAGGUCCAUUUCCUCAGGGAGAAGGGCCAGAAGGGAUUUUUGAUCCACUGAUAACUUCUUCCAGAACAGCCAUCAUAUCCAACCUCUUAUCUAUCAUUAAAUUGUUUCAUCUUGGUGCCAUAUAAAGUGUUUUGGCUGUGAAUACGUAUACUCAGGUUCCAUCUCUCUCUGUCAGUAACUCAUUAUAUGACUUUAAACAAGCUCCUUCCCUUCCACGAGGGCCUCCGACUCCCAAUUUGGGAAUUAAGGGCAUUAGGACUCCCUUCUUUAAUGGCCUCCAGAGCGGACAUAUAAUAAUGCAUGUCACUGAGUAUACAGUAAACACUCGGAAAAUUCUCAAUCUAUUUCUGUGUGAGGAGGCUACUCCGUUGACAGUUGUGUAAAACUCGCUGCUGCUUCCCUCACCUCCUACUUCCAGUCUUCAGUAACAACAAUAUCAUCAGGGAAGCCUUUGGGGAAGAUGACCCACCUGCACGACUCAAUGGAACCGAAAGUGAUGGACGACGACAUGCUCAAGCUGGCUGUCAGGGAGCAGGGCCCCCGGGAAGAGGCCGGGCAACUGGCCAAGCAGGAGGGCAUCCUCUUCAAGGAUGUCCUGUCCCUGCAGCUGGACUUCCAGAACAUCCUCCGCAUAGACAACCUCUGGCAGUUUGAGAACCUGAGGAAGCUGCAGUUGGACAAUAACAUCAUUGAGAGGAUCGAGGGCCUGGAGAACCUCAUACACCUGGUCUGGCUGGAUCUGUCCUUCAACAACAUUGAGGCCAUCGAGGGGCUGAACACACUGGUGAACCUGGAGGACUUGAGCCUGUUCAACAACCGGAUCUCCAAGAUUGACUCUUUGGACUCCCUUGUCAAACUGCAGGUGUUGUCGCUGGGCAACAACCAGAUCAGCAACAUGAUGAACAUCAUCUACCUGCGACGAUUCAAGUGCCUGCGCACGCUCAGCCUUUCUGGGAACCCCAUCUUCGAGGCAGAGGAUUACAAGAUGUUCAUCUGUGCCUAUCUUCCUGACCUUGUGUACCUGGACUUUCGGCGCAUCAGUGACCACACGAAAGAGCUGGCGGAGGCCAAGCACCAGUUCAGCAUCGAUGAGCUGAAGCACCGGGAAUACCUGAUGCAGGCGCGGCUGGAGGACGAGCAGGCGCGGCGGGAGGAGCUGGAGAAACACAAGGCUGCAUUUGUCGAGCACCUGAAUGGCUCCUUCCUGUUUGACAGCAUGUACACAGAGGACGUGGAGGGCAAGAAGCUGUCCUACCUGCCCGGUGUCAGCGAGCUCCUCGAGGCCUACAAGGACAAAUUUGUUGUCAUUUGCCUGAACAUUUUCGAGUAUGGCCUGAAACAGUAUGAGAAGCGGAAAAUAGAGCUUGACACCUUCAAUGAAUGUAUCCAGGAGGCCAUCCAGGAAAACCAGGAGCAAGGCAAACAAAGGAUUGUCAAGUUCGAGGAGAAGUACUUGCUGAGUUUAAGUACCAUUCGAGAAGAGUCUGAGAUGCCCAACAUUGAGAAGAAGAUCAUGGAGUGUGGCGAAGACAUCACGGAGCUGUUCAGUGUGCUCAUGACGCUGGAGAUACAGCUGGUGGAGCAGCUGGAGGAGACUAUAAACUUGUUCGAAAGGAACAUCAUCGACUUGGUGGGACUCUUUAUCGAAAAUGUCCAAAGCCUGAUGGCUCAGUGCCGGGACCUGGAGAACCACCACCACGAGAAGCUCCUGGAAAUCUCCAUCAACACCCUCGAGAAGAACGUCAAGGGCGAGCUCGACGACGACUUGCCUGACGACGUGCGCUCAGGUCCCCAUAUGCCUGGCUUGUCCUCGUCAGUCAGAUCUCAGCUCAAAUAUCAGCUCAUGGGAGAGGCCUUCCCUCAUCACCUUCCUGAACAACCGCUGUCUAUCGCAUACCCCAUCUAUCAGCUUUUUGUCGACAAAGAUACGAUUAUUAAUGCUGUCGGGGCGUCACAUGACAUCCAUCUCCUGAAGAUUGACAAUCGAGAAGACGAGCUGGUGACUAGGAUCAACUCUUGGUGUGCACACUUGGUAGACAAGAUUCACAAGGAUGAGACCACGAGGAACCGUGAUCGAGUAAAGGAGAUCAGUCAGUACAUCGACCACAUGCAGAGUGAACUAGACAACCUGGAGUAUGGCGAUAUCAUAGACUAGGUGCGUGUGGGUCCCAGGGUCCCUUCAAAGCACAGCACCAGGCCCAAGCAGGAGGAGGAAGUGUACACACUUCACUGACAGCCUCAGGAGACAGUUACUGGGAAUUUCUCAACCCAGGACUCCCCUAACACCCUUCUUUACCCACCCCUGGAAAAACUUACAAAUUUGGAGAAAAAUAAAGGACCCAUGUCAUGUUUCCUA
Molecule: messenger RNA, 2570 nt
Organism: Microcebus murinus (gray mouse lemur)
Lineage: Eukaryota; Metazoa; Chordata; Mammalia; Primates; Cheirogaleidae
Source: RefSeq, a predicted model, not a curated record